AUGUCGUUCCUCGACAAUGCAUACACGCUGGUCAAGGACAGCGCAACGGAGGGGACUCCGACCCUCCAGGAGCUGAAGACUCAGCUCGAGAAGGGCAACGACGAGACCAAGAUUGAAACCAUGAAGCGCAUCUUGACCAUCAUGCUCAACGGCGACCCCCUGCAUGGUCUGCUUAUGCACAUUAUCCGCUUUGUGAUGCCAUCCAAGUCCAAGCCCUUGAAGAAGCUCCUAUACUUCUACUAUGAAAUUUGUCCCAAACUUGACUCUCAAGGGAAGUUGAAGCAGGAGUUCAUCUUAGUAUGCAACGGCAUCCGGAACGACCUGCAACAUCCCAAUGAGUACAUCAGGGGCAAUACGUUGCGCUUCCUCUGCAAGCUUCGCGAGCCCGAACUACUCGAGCCUCUUCUUUCUUCUGUGCGCGCCUGUCUGGAACACCGGCAUGCUUAUGUGCGGAAGAACGCCGUGUUCGCUGUCGCUUCUAUCUAUCAACACGCGCCUUCUCUCAUUCCCGACGCUGCCGACCUCAUUGCCACAUUCCUUGAGGGCGAGAGUGACCCAACCUGCAAGAGAAAUGGCUUCGCCGCUCUCUCAAGCAUCAGCCAUGACAAAGCACUGUCCUACCUGGGCACCGUCUUCGAGGGCAUUCCCAAUGCUGAAGAACUCCUACAGCUCGUCGAGAUCGAGUUCAUCAGGAAAGAUGCCCUUCAUAAUCCUCAAAACAAGCCCCGCUAUCUGCGUCUUAUUUUUGAUCUUCUUGAGGCAAACACUUCCACAGUGGUUUACGAAGCCGCGUCAUCUCUGACGGCGCUUACCAACAACCCCGUGGCUGUAAAGGCUGCAGCUGGCAAGUUUAUCGAGCUUGCUAUCAAGGAGGCAGACAACAAUGUUAAGCUGAUCGUGCUUGAUCGUGUCGAUCAGCUCCGACAGAAGAACGAAGGUAUUCUGGAUGACCUGAUCAUGGAGAUCCUGCGCGUUCUUUCUAGCCCAGAUAUUGACGUCCGUCGGAAGGCGCUCGAGAUUGCGCUGGAGAUGGUGUCGAGCAAAAAUGUGGAAGAGGUUGUUCUGCUCCUGAAGAAGGAGCUCUCGAAAACGGUUGAGCAGGAGUACGAGAAGAAUAGCGAGUACCGCCAACUUUUGAUCCAUUCCAUCCACCAGUGCGCAGUCAAGUUCUCCGAAGUCGCGGCAAGCGUGGUGGAUCUGUUGAUGGACUUCAUCGCCGAUUUCAACAACGCCUCUGCUGUCGAUGUUAUCAACUUUGCCAAGGAGGUCGUUGAGAGAUUUCCCAAUCUGCGGCCGAGCAUCGUCCAAAGAUUGGUUGAUACCCUUAAGGAAGUUCGCGCUGGUAAAGUGUAUCGUGGCAUACUCUGGACUAUUGGCGAGUAUGCCCUCGAGGAGAAGGACAUCAAGGAGGCUUGGAAGGGCAUUCGGGCAAGCUUGGGAGAGAUCCCAAUCUUGGCAUCUGAGCAACGACUCCUUGAGAAUAUGGAAAAUGAGGAGGAGAACAAGGAGCAGGAGCAGCAGGUUAAUGGCCAUUCUAAGCCCGCUCCUGCUGGCUCACGCAAGGUUCUGGCAGAUGGCACUUAUGCGACUGAAACUGCUCUCACGAGCCAGGCUGCGGCUCAAGCUAGGUUGGAAGCUGUCAAAGCUUCUCAGAAGCCUCCUCUUCGGCAGCUCAUUUUGGAUGGCGACUACUACCUUGCUACCGUGCUCGCAUCGACCCUCACGAAGCUGGUCAUGCGCCAUGCUGAGAUUUCUUCCGAAGCUGCUCGCACGAAUGCCCUCCGGGCGGAGGCCAUGCUUAUCAUGAUCUCCAUCAUUCGUGUUGGCCAGUCUCAGUUUGUUAAGGCCCCGAUUGAUGAGGACUCUGUCGACCGUAUCAUGAGCUGUGUACGCUCUCUGGCUGAAUUCCAGGACCACAAGCAACUGGAGCAGGUGUAUCUUGAGGAUACAAAGAAGGCAUUCCGGGCCAUGGUCCAGGUUGAGGAAAAGAAGCGCGCCGCCAAGGAAGCAUAUGAAAAGGCCAAGACUGCUGUUCAAGUUGACGACGUGGUUCCCAUUCGCCAACUGUCCAAGAAGAACGCAGUCGAUGGUGUGGAUCCCUUCGAGGUUGACCUCGAAAAGGCAACUGGCGGCGAUAGUAGUACCUCCGAGGAUCUCUCGAGCAAGCUCAGCCGGGUUGUCCAACUCACUGGCUUCUCGGACCCUGUCUACGCCGAGGCCUAUGUCAAGGUUCACCAGUUUGACAUCAUUCUCGAUGUUUUGCUCGUCAACCAGACAAUGGACACACUUCAAAACCUUACAGUGGAGUUCGCCACCCUCGGCGACCUCAAGGUAGUCGAACGUCCGACCAGCCAAUCUCUCGGGCCACACGACUUCCACAACGUGCAGUGCACCAUCAAGGUGUCGUCGACUGAUACUGGUGUCAUUUUCGGCAAUGUUGUCUACGAGGGUGCGCACUCCACCGACACGCAUGUCGUUAUCCUCAACGACUUGCACGUUGACAUUAUGGACUACAUCCAGCCCGCGACGUGCACAGAAACGCAGUUCCGCACAAUGUGGACUGAAUUUGAGUGGGAGAACAAGGUCAAUAUCAACUCCAAGGCCAAGUCUCUGCGCGAGUUCCUCGACCAGCUCAUGGCCUGCACCAACAUGAACUGCCUGACCCCAGAGGCAAGCCUCAAGGGCGAUUGCCAGUUCCUGAGCGCAAACUUGUACGCCAGGAGUGUCUUUGGCGAGGACGCUCUUGCGAAUCUUAGUAUUGAAAAGGAGGGUGAGGAUGGCCCGAUUACUGGCUUUCUCAGGAUACGCAGCCGGUCACAGGGCUUGGCGCUCAGCCUGGGCUCUCUCAAGGGCUUGAACAAAAUCGGUUCGGCUGCUUAA
This is a messenger RNA of Thermochaetoides thermophila DSM 1495, 2880 nucleotides long. RefSeq names its product coatomer subunit beta-like protein. The transcript is spliced from 3 exons. Gene Ontology annotation, molecular function: structural molecule activity. NCBI's taxonomy places the organism in Eukaryota, Fungi, Ascomycota, Sordariomycetes, Sordariales, Chaetomiaceae. Gene Ontology annotation, biological process: intra-Golgi vesicle-mediated transport; endoplasmic reticulum to Golgi vesicle-mediated transport; intracellular protein transport. The coding region runs from base 1 to 2880 and encodes 959 amino acids. The record is from RefSeq and is a predicted model, not a curated record. Gene Ontology annotation, cellular component: COPI vesicle coat; cytoplasm.